Mya arenaria is the source of this 10744-nucleotide messenger RNA. Its product is annotated as protein couch potato-like. The transcript has 14 exons. NCBI's taxonomy places the organism in Eukaryota, Metazoa, Mollusca, Bivalvia, Myida, Myidae. Gene Ontology annotation, molecular function: mRNA binding. The record is from RefSeq and is a predicted model, not a curated record. Bases 1881 to 3116 code for a protein of 411 amino acids.
GAGCGCAUUGAAUGAUGGAUGUUUAAUCGGGUUUAGUAUUUACUGCAUUAUAAUCCGUCUAAUUUCAAAGGAUUUAAUUUAAUUCCAAAUGAAAAUGAAUAAAUAUUGAAAUAUCUAGUGUACAUGUGGUGUUAUACGGUGUAUAGUGUACGAGCUACUCAAUUUGAAUAGCUAUAGAUUCGCUGAUGAAUUUUAUUGAAAGUUCAUGGGAAAGUGGUUUGGUUAGAUAUUUUAUACAACAUAUUCGGUAAUCAAAAAAUAACGGAACGAGUUUUGUAGAAGUAACGGUAAAUAGUCGUAUUUCGCACCUAGUGGGCGGAGCUUGUGUGGAUAUUGACCAAUGAGCGAGCUUGACGAGAUAAUUAAUGACAUAUGUCAAUGAAACUGAGAAGAAAAUAAAGGCUUUAGAAAUGAAGCAUACUAGUUAGAACUAACUAUUGGAAAAGUGUUCCAGGACAGUUGAGUGUUUUUCGAUAGAGAAAAAGGAGUUGUGUAUUUUUUUGGAGAAGAUUAGUGAAUUCAUAUCAAACAUAGGCGAUAGGAUUUAUACAGUGAAAUAAAAAGGACUAGUUUUAUUGAAUUAACGAUUCUACCGGGGUCUUUCAAUUUGCACGUGUGCACCCUACACGCACUUCUGUACGUACGUACGUACGGACGAACACUGAUAUAUAACCGAAUUUCAGUUGAUGAUAAUAGACCACGUGUGCUAUUUAUACUGUAUAUGUAUUGUACAAUUUUGAGCGCAUCUUUAUAUGCACCUAUUUGAUCUUAUUGCAUCUGUGUUUUAAAUCUUAAAAGCAGAUAAACAGUUUAGACUGGUUAAUUCAUUUUUGUGGAUUUUUUAUGUAUUUAUCGAUAAAACGGACGGAAAACGAAGUACAAGCGGUUGAGAUAAACUUUGAUUAUCGUGUUAUAUACUGUUCUAAACAACGAAUUUUAAAUCACUUGUAAUACUACUGCGAAAAAGUUGAAAUCUUUCAAAUAUAAACCAAGCUACGAAAAAUUGAAAACUUCACAUUGUGAAACUUUCAUGAAACUCGUGGGAUCGCGAACUCGCCAAUACAGAGAAAUUGGCAGCGGAUACAGUAAUAGGAUAUAAGAUAUAUAUACAUGUGGAUGUUUAAGUGGGCAGUGGAAAUUUGCAUGUAUAUUUUGAUAAGACUCAAUUCCUGAGUUUUGGCUAUUUGAUAUUCGCAUCAUUCAGCUACACCUGAAGAUCUCGCCUUAUCAACGACUUCUAUCAUUUAUUUUCUCUUGCUAUCAACGAAAUUUGGCGAGGGAACUCUGGAAUAUAAACUGGAUACCACAGUUUUUUUGUGAGAAUUUAUAUAAAAAAAUAAUCUCCAUGGUUUUUGUUAUACACUCGUUUGUGUGUAAGAAUAAACACUCGCUUUUGAAGCGAAAAUAGACAAAGCUUUGUUUCUAUCGAUAAUUUCAAAACAGAGGAAGCGUGAUCAUUAUAUAUACAAAGGAUUUUAUCAGUAUUAGAAUAUUUAUUCCAAAUUUUUGGUGUUUCAAUGAAAUUUGAAGUGUUCAAUUGACGAUUAUACAAUUGUUUUUGUGUUCAUGAAUUUUGAUGGUGUUUUGACCAUUUAUUGAAGACGAUUCUGUUAUUUAUUUAUUUAUAAAUUAUUAGAAUUUAUACACUCGUUGAUUGUGUGGCAUUUUGAGUCGAAGCUUGAAGAUAAGCUAAGAAAAACGUUUAUAACAAACUGAAAGUACAUUAAGAAUCACUGUAUACUCUUAGAGAGGUACCGUGUUAUACAACAUAGAAAACAGUACAGUAAUAACCAGUACUCUUUUAUCUACCUAAAGAGUACCCCAAGAAUUAUUUCAUACACGAAUAAACACGUGAUAUCGUGCAGAAACAUUCCAGAAUCAUGUAUAACGGAGACCUGAAACCUAUGGGCGGACCUAUCGUCCCCGGAAGCGGAAGUCCACUGGGAUCAUCAAGCAGUGGGGAGCCAUCGCCACUCAACUCUGAUGUAAACAUCCAGCUGAGCCAGAGUAUGGAUUCCGUGGCCGCCAGUGGAGAAGAAGAGGUGCGGACCUUAUUUGUUAGCGGUUUGCCGAUGGAUGCCAAGCCCAGAGAGCUAUACCUGCUCUUCAGAUCAUACAAGGGAUAUGAAAAUGCCCUCUUAAAAAUGAUGGGCAAGGCUAUUGGUAAAAAUAACAAUCCAGUGGGAUUUGUGACAUUUAGCUCAAGAGUUGCCGCAGAGGCGGCAAAACAGGAUCUUCAGGGAGUUCGUUUUGACCCUGACUUGCCCCAGACCCUUCGACUUGAGUUUGCAAAGAGCAACACGAAGGUGACCAAGCCCAAGCAACAGAGCCCACAGCCCGCGACACACCCUACCUUGAUACACCCGCUCACUGGGCAGGAUCUGGGUCCGGCUUUCUUCCCAGCGGCCCCCGGUCCAGAAGCCUGGGCCCCACCACAUGCGUUAGCGUACCCUGAGUUAGCGCCCGGCACUACUUUGCACCAUGCACUCAUGCAGCAUCCACUUACUCAACUGCCGAUGCGGCACGCAGGGUUCUCAAAAAGACAUGCGCCCUGUGCGUUUAAUAGGACAUAUACAGUAUCAGCUGACCAGCAGGCUGCAGACAUGAACAUGCUUCAGGCCCUUCAAGCACAAGCAGGUAGCCCAAUUGGGUAUGAGAUGCACCCUGGCAUGAUGGCCGCUGGGCAGGUUUCUACAAUGAACCAUCCUAUGCUAGGAGCCACACCCAUUUUCUCUAGUCCGCUAAUGGGGGCACUUCCACAGAUGCAUUCACAGAUGCACGUUACUCUAGGCAAGGCAAUGAAUGGUUCAGCGAUUUCCCCAGGACUCCCAGCAGCCAAUAAUUCACCAUGUUCUACAUUAUUUGUUGCAAAUCUAGGCCAAUUCGCAUCUGAGCAAGAGUUAAAAGAUCUUUUCAGCAGUUUCGCGGGCUUUUCAAGGCUUAAAAUGUACAAUAAGAAUGGCUCCCCAGUGUGUUUUGUUGAGUACCAGGAAGUAAAAGAGGCAAACGAAGCUAUGUCCAGGCUUCAGGGUUUCGUCCUCUUAUCAAGUGACAGGGGCGGAAUUCGUAUAGAAUACGCCAAGCAUAAAAUGGGCGAAAUUAUCAGUGGGCAGUAAAAUUGGACAAUAGUGCUGUGUGCAAAAGAGCACAACAUGAUUUGGCAAAGAGAGAAGAAAUGAUGACAUCACCGGCUCAGUCGCCUCCCCUUUCUGUGAUGUCAACAGUUUAGUGACCUCUCAAUGAUGAUGUCAUCAGGUGCAGUUAUGACAUCAUCAUCAUGUCACCAGUUUUUACUGAUGAUGUCAUCAGGGUGCAGAUAUGAUGUCAUCAGGGCAGAUAUGAUGUCAUCAGGGCAGAUAUGAUGUCAUCAUAAUGUAUAUGACAUUGUUUAUGCAUAAAGCUCAGCGUCUUCAGAUUUAUAUAUUGUAUAUGUGACUAUAUUAUUCCAUUAUUUGGACGUUGAGGGUUGAUCCGUAAUGUUUACGGAAUUUACGAAUGUUACUAUUCUUGUUUGUAUUUUUGUUGGAAACUAUUUAAAAUAUUGUUUCUAUACAAUUCUUUUGAUAUACUCAUAAUUUUAUUGCUUCGGACUCAAACUAUGUGUUGUUUUUUUGUGGGUUUGUUAUAUAUAACUAUGUUGAGGAGUCUAUAUGAACAAAAAAUUUGUUUGCUGUGUUUAAACAUAAAGUAUCAAUUUUUACUUUAUAUUAUUCAAAGGGAAUUUGGGACAUUGAAAUUGAAUGGUAUCAAAUUAAGAAGCUCAAAUGCUUACAUGCCUAGAGUAAUUGUAAUUAUUCCUGCUAUGUAAACCGGAAAUCAUUAAAUUAUAUUUCAGGGCUUAAGAGCUUGCGCUAAUCUCGACCGCUUCAUUAUUUUCAAUGUGAGCCCAGUUCAGUGUUAAAAAAACUCUGUACAUAACAUGCUGUUAAUAAAUAUAUGAACUGAAAAUCUAUCUAUGUUAGGAGCGAUAUUCAAACAAAAAAAUCACUGCAUUUGAGGCCCGAAAUUUAUUCAUCCAAAUAAUUCAUUACAUAGCAAUUUGGAAGGUUUGCAGUGGCUAGUUUUUAGGUUAUUUAUUAUUUAUUUAUUAUGUAUUUACUUGAAAUAAAGGUUUGGUAAGAGUUUAAUGUCUUUGAUGGUUAUCUUUCUUUUAUUAAAUUGUUCGAAGUUUAAAAAAUAAUUCUUGUAAUCUAAAAAUUCUGUAAAUGAGUAAGGUGUCAAAAAAAUGUUUAAAUAGUAAAAAUACACUUAUUUUUACACGUUGAAUAUUAUCAAACGUUUGGUUUCUUUGAAACAUAUAAUUAAAAAAAGAUUUUUCAUUUAUAUUUUGAUGUUACUUGUGUGGUAGCUAUUGGAAAAAAAAUGUUUCCACAAAUAUGUUUAAAAAUUAUUUCUCAUUACAUGAUGUAAAAGGCAUUACUCCCUGAAAAUUUUGAAAUUAAAAAAAUCUUAGCAUAAAUGUCAAAGACAUUAAUCCUUUGGAACUUUUCAAAGAAAAAAAGCCUGACAAUUUGCCAUUGCUCAUCAGAUUUUGAGGGGUGAAGGUUAAAAUGUUUUAAAUGCCAUUAGAAAUAUUAGCAGAUGGAACGUUUUUUCUUCCACCCCUUACUGCAGCUCUUGGAGCCAUCAUGUUAAUGCUUUAGAACAUGUGUUUAUUGUAGUGAUUUCUAUGCAAUGUAUUUGGCGUUGGUUAUAAUGAACAGCAACGAGCAGAAAAAGGUCUGACUUAAUAUGAUAGAUAUGUGGUAAGCUGGAACCUGAAAUCAUUGUUUGUGACAUAAUCAAAAAAUGAGACAUCAAAGUUUAUGAUGUAAGCAGGAAAUGUGGCAUAGUUUAUGACAUAAGAAAGAAAUUUGAAAUAGUUGAUAGUUUAAGCAGGGAGAAAAACAUAGUUUAUGAUGUAAGCAAGAAAUGUGACAGCAAUUAUUUUGGCGUAAGCAAGUUUAAAUUUGACAUAGUUUAUGCAAUGUGCAGCAAAUAUGACAUAGUUUAUGACGUAAGUGAGACGUGUGACAUCAAAUUUUAUGAUGUAAAAGGAAAAGUGACAUCAUAAUUUACAGUAACUGGAAGGAGAAGGGCGUCACCAGUCAUGUGUAAAAUCCCAAAAUCCUGCUUUAAAACCUAUUUCUGCUUGUUGUGAUUUGUUAUUUUUUUACAUAGAAAUGAUUAUCGAAAAAAGGUGAAAAUAGCAAUAAUGACAAUGUUUUCAACAUUUUACAUUUUAUAACUGUCUGCAAUUUUGACUGUUAACGAUAUAAGGCAUUAGAGCUUACAAUAUUUAUUAUUCGGGCGUUAGGGUAGUUUAAAGAUGAACAUAUUUAUUUAAAGUUAAAAUUAAUGGCAAAACUUUCAAAUUUGAAGUUUUAUUAUAUUCUAAAUAAUGUUGAAUUCGUUGAAAUUUAUUUUCCGUCCAUUCAGGUUCACUUAACAUAUCGAUACACACUUAAUCAAUUUAUGCUUCACUUAAUAUUAUAAAUAUUCAACGAGGGGGUCACAAAUUUCCUUAAUUUAUAAGUGCACAAAUCUCACUGGUUAAAAUUACCACUGGACACGAUGUCUCGUUUGUAGGAGAAUAAUGCACUGAGUCGUUGGAAUGUAAAUAUAAUUAGUUCAAUUUAUCAUCAGUCCUUUGAUUUUGUUUCACAAAUUUUAUGAAUAUUGCCCAAUGUCAUGUAUAUUCAUAAGUAGUGAAAUUCUUUCUACAUCAUGUCUAAGGAAAUUACAAGCCCUAAAAUCUCAUGUUUGUAAGUACCGAAGUUCACUGGACAAACAAAAAAUCAAAAUAAUAGAUCAGCUUUGCCCGUUAAUGUAAAUGUUUUUGAAGCAAUAUUAUAUAAAUGAUAAGUGCUAUGAAUAUAUCAAACUGCAAUGCUAAUUAAUUAUUGUUGUGCUGAGUAAAAUUAAGGUAAUAAUAGGCAAAAAAAAAAUGUUUGUUUAGGGUAACCUUCCCAAAAUUUCUAGGUAGUGUAGGUAGGGAUUUUUUUUUUUUUUUUUCAAAAUCUGGCUUAAGUUCAGAGUGUUUUCUUGCACAUGGCAGUCUUUCCUACAUUACUGUCAUUGCCUGACUUUGUUUUAUAAUAUAAACAAUAAUUCUGAUUAAAAUCUGCAUUUAUCCGCUCUUCUUAACUCUCUAUUCGCUAACGAAUAUUUUUUUUGCUCAGAAACGGAAAAAAAUAGUUAGGGUCGGCACAUUUUUAUAGGUAGGGUCGGGUUACCUGAAACAGACAUAUUUUUUUUUAGGCCUUAUCAGUGCUUGUUCUAAUGACUUUAUUAUCAUGAGUGUAGGAUAUUCAUUAUAUUUAUUAUUUUUUUCAAGAAUUCCGUAUUAUAGUUUUAUUGCAUAAUACACUUACAAUCAAAUAUAGAGCAUAACUGUUUUAACGCUGUCAGGAUAAUUUAGUUAGAAUAUAGUGCAAAAAAACAUGUUAGAAAGUUAGCAAAAAAUAUGCAACUUUCAUUCAUGCAAUCAAGUUGAUCGAUUUGCCUUAAAUGUGGGCCUUUUUGAACGAACAAUCAUUUCUAUUGUUCUUUAUUGUAACUAAAAAAUAUUCGGGAGAUAUGCAUAUAACUUGUUCUUUAAUAUAUAUAGGUAUAAUAAAAUGCAGAUAUUUAUGUACAUUCUAGAUAAAUAACGUACUUCAUUUUAGAUUUAUACAUUCUUAAAAGGUUGUAUAAUAAUCAUGUGCAUUAUAAGUGAAAUAUCUUGUAUUACAUGAAUUGCUCAUUUUUAGCGUUGGUUAUGGAAGCAGUCUACGAUUACUGAAACUGGUUAAAAUCUUCUGAAUUUUUAACAAUUUUGAAAAAAAUAAAAAUGCUAAAAAUGUUUUGAUAUUUUCAACAUGGAAAAUUUAAGUAGGGUUUUCAAAUAAUAUCUUCUUGUUAAUUAAGUUAGGGCGUAGUUCCUCAAAAAUUUUUUGACAAAAUUGGUAUUUUGAAACAUUUGAAUAUUGACUGAGAAAGAAGACAUAGUUUUCAGUAAGCAUCGCAAUGUUAAUACUUUGGCUGAAUCAGGGUAGUGGUUGCAGCAAUACCACAUAAGGCAUUAAAAAAAAAUCUUUGUUUCCACUAACUGACCAAGUGUUCUUCUUUUUUUUCCUUCCGACCAUACUUUCUUUCCUUCCAAACUUGCUACUUUUUUUUGCCGUAGUAUGGAUUUUUUUGGGGGUAAUUUCCUAAAAAAAAAAAGCUUUGCAUUUUUUUGAGUGAACAUGAAAAGAUUUUACCAUUUUAUAUCUUAAAUGUACUACAAUACUGAUACACUCUGAUAUAGGUUGGUUUGGUACAGAAUCCCGGUUCUCAUUAAAAUGAAAAAUAGAAAAUAAGAAGUUCGGUCUCACAAACCUUCCCUAUUUAUUUGGCGUUGUUAUUGGAAACAAAGGAUUUUUUUUUUGGCCUUAAUCGAUUGUUUUAUACCUUAUAUAUUUAAUCUAACCUAUUUUUGUUCUGUUUUAAACGAACACUAAUUAUUUCAAAUGGUCUCAAUAUUUACAGUUUUUUGCACAAUUUUCAAGUUCCAUAGUUUUUUUAUUUCAAAUGCACUCACAAUUUGAAACCAUUGUAAAUACAAUGCACAAAUAGUUAGAUUAUUCAGAUGAGAUUAUUCAAUUAUUUGGUUAACGAAGAGAACAAGUUUAACUAUGCAAUCUGUUGUAUUAAAACCGCAUGUUGGGAGGUCGCAAUAAUGCGUGUUAUCGUAAUAUACCCCUCAAAAUAUUGUCGUUCAAAUGUUAUGACUGUGUUCAUAAUAGGUAAAACGAAAAUGUAUGUUUAUGAAUCAAGAUAUCAUAUUUUGUCUGCCACUGUAUAAUAUUAGACUUAAAGGCACCCUUUAAACACCUUAAGUUUGAAUGUUAUAAAAGUGUCACACAUUGUGGGCAACUUAGUCUGAGUGUUUGUCUGCAUAUUGGUUUUAUAUGUGGUUUCUUUACAGAAAUUAAAUUGCCGCUUUUGAUAACAAGAUUGUGUGCAGACAGAUAAUAAAUAAAAUAACUAAAAUUAUAUGCAUAUCAACAUCUUGAUAAGAUAAAGAAUCGAAAAUUAUAAUUUUGAAUAAAAAUUAGUCAUUAAAUUAGAAACAUUUUAUUGAUACGAAAAUUCUUUAUAACCAUAUAACAAAAUCGAAGAAAUACACCUUAAACGCACCAAAACUAUAUCAUCCUCAUCUUGCUAAAUUUGUUUAUAGCUCAAUGUUGUCUCGUGAAAUGUCGGUUUCUUAUCAACGAUUGUCGGCUUUUUUAUGCCGAGGUUUCUUUGAAAUAGACUCAUUUGCAAUAAAUAAAUGUUACUUAAAAAAUCUUUUUGACUAUCAUUGGUUUUUGUAUUGGUGUUUAUUACAUUGUAUUUUGAGAUAUUGUUUGUAUCAGUAGAGAUCUUCUUCACAAAAAUGGUUCACAGAAUGAGUUACUCUUUUUACUAUAUUUCAAAUUUCAAAAGAAGGGACAUGAAAAAAUUAUGUUUAUUUAGCAGAGUAAACAGCUUUAAUUAACACUAAUAAAAAAAAACUGUUGAAAAAAAAGGUUUUUUUUUUUUUUUUUACAAAGUUUUGUGUUAAAUAACAGUCAUUAUCAGUUCAGACAGCGUCCAAAAGGUGUCUUAGAAAUGGCUUAUCAGUAAAUAUGUGUGUGAUGUGACAAUUUUCAGUGAAUCUAAAUGAAAACAAAGUUACAUGUAAGUCCAAAAGACAGCAUCCAUAUAUAUGUGACUUUACUUACUUACUACAGUAAGAAUUAAAAUUAAGCUUUAUUAAAUUCGCUACUGAUACAGAUAAAUAUUUCAGUGAAUUUUGUGAUAUGGUACAUUCCAUUAUUAUACGAUAAUACAUCAUUAAUUUUGUGAACUGUUGUUUAAUGCAUAUUUUAUAAAAUCAUGUUUAAAUUGACAGAUCUUUACUGAUUUUGUCCACUUGACAACAAAGAAGAAUUUAAUAAGAUUUCUUUUCAGAAGGCCUUUGAUCUUAUUUUUCUUUAGUUUUGAAGCAUUUUUUGGUUGUUUAUAAAAUGCUAAACUCUGACACUAUGAAGGGUACAAAGGAUGAAUGAUUAUAUUUAGAAAAUGAUUAACAAUGGACAAGAAUCCGCUGCAUUCAAUUAAGAGAUGUUUUGAAACAACUUAAAUUAUCUGGUAUGUUGUAUCAAAAUUUAGAGACAAAUUAGGCUUAACCCUUAGACUGCUGAUGGCAAUUUUAAAGGCUUUGCAAACAGCUUGGAACCAGACCAGACGCCGAGUAACUCGGCGCCUGGUCAGGUUCCAAGCUGUUUGCCACUCAGUCAAUAUAUGCCCAAAGUUUUAAGUAAAUUGAAAGAAAUUUAGAAUAAACCAUUUUUGAGCAGACAACAAUUUACCCAGCAUGCAAAGGGUUAAGCUACCUUCAUUAAAAUAGACCAUAUGGCUUUUGAGACCAUAUGGGCUUACAAAAAUGUCUCAAUUUAAACGAUUGUUCUUGCCAUAUCAAAGUAUGCUAAUACAGAUUGUAACUUCAUUUAUAAAAUAUGUAACAAUGCUAUAUAAGGGUUGUUUAUUAUUAUGUAUCGUUUGUUUUCAUAGACGACGGUGUGUUGUCAGUUGUUAUUGAAGCGGUGUUGUGUUUUUUUCUUGCUCAAAGCAGAAUGCAUCAAAAUGUUACAUGUGUCAGAAGCAACUGUUCAAAGAUAGAUCAAGCAUUUUGCUAUUUAUUGAAUCAAAUAAAUGGUUUGCAUUAUAAAUACUUUUUUGAGCUCAUUUUCUGAACUUGAUUUUUUGUUAAGAUAUGUUCAGAAAAUUUAAGAAACAUGUAGUGGGGAUAUUUUAAAACAAUUUUUUUAAAUGAUUUAAAGCAUAGGGUGGUUCAAACAUUCCUCUUAAGGGUUUGUGUUGGUAUUUUUUCUCAUAAACAUAACUGUUGUAAAAUCUUUGAGUACUUGUUUCUGGCAAAAUGUGUUGAUAUUUAUGUUUUUCUUAUGUUAGAAACUUAAUUGUGUUAAAUUAUAGUAUAUCGUUUAUAAAUGCGUGUAGUUUUAGUCGAUGAACAAAUAUUUAACGGUAGGUACUUCGGAAGUGUUUUUUUUGUGAUGGAUAAGAUUCGAAAUACUCAUAUUUGUCGCUUUUUGUUAGUCUGUUAAAUUAUUUUGCUAAAAAAAUCUAGUAUGAUUAUAAGCUGAAGAACAACUUCAGAUUCUAAUAUGUUUAUAAGUACCAGCAUUUUACGCUGAUGUACAACAUAAGGGGCUGUUUGUAAUAACCAACUUAGAUUCAAUUUAACAAGUAUAAUCUGAAUGUUUUGAUUGGACUGUAGAAUUUGAAUUGGCCAAUCAACUGAAUGGAAUCAGUGAGGCAUGUCCAAGGAUAAGGAUUGUUUUGAUUGGACAGUAGAAUUUGAAUUGGCCAAUCGACUGAAUGGAAUCAGUGAAACAUGUCCAAGGAUAUAUGGAUUGUUUUGAUUGGACAGUAGAAUUUGAAUUGGCCAGUCAAUGGAAUGGAAUCACUGAGGCAUGUCCAAGUAUAAGGAUUGUAUUGGCCCUGUUUCUAAUAAAUAAAUAAACGCCAUUCUUUUUAGUUUAAAAAUGACGGUAGUUAGCUAUGAUAGAUAAUAGUUGUGUUCAUAUGACUAUGUGUUUUGUAAUUUAAAUACUUGAACUAUUUAUUUAUAAUGAUUUAUUUCAGAAGAUUUAUAUAAUAUGGUAUAUUGUUUAUAAAUGUCGUAGGUACAUGACAAUUUUUGUGAAACUUUUUUCUCUCUUUGAAAUGUAAAAUAAAAUGGUUAAUGUGA